AUGAGCCAAGAUAAUCUUUACGAAAAAUCCCAGUCUCAUUAUGAGCGCAAGGUUGCUCGCCAGCGUCAGUUAGAGAUGAUGGAAGCCGCAGCUUCGGGUACGGCAGCGGAAAUGGAGCUCGACACGAGCAGUUUUGCCGAAGCCGACGGCUCCUUCAUGCGCCAACGCAACCAAGAGACGGCUCGUCGGUUUCUGCACGACGAAGACGACUCGCAAGAACAAACAACCCCGAUGCGAGGAAAUUCUACCACCGGUCACCACACAUUAUUUGGGCAACGACAAUCUUCCGGUCCGUCACUCAAUUUAAUGGACCAUUCCGCUGGCGUUUAUACCGAGCAGGUGUCGGGACUGUUCAGUGAUGCGGUUCAUUCCGUCGGAAAGUUCAUUUUCAAGGUGUCGGGUUCUGAGAUAAGAGGAAAUGAGCACGAUGCGAUAGCAGCCACGGAUGGAGAUGUGUUUCUGGGUGAUGAUUACAAGCGUCGGUCGUCUAUGCGUGCGACUCAAUGCAGCACGAUCUUAGCGUCGCGUGUCAUGUUUUUCAAAUCUCUUCUGCGCGACAAGAAACGAUUGGGACUGUUGGCCAUGGUCUUUUUAAGUCUUUUUGCGAUUGUCUACGCCACCAAUAUGGCACUGCAACGCAGACCAACGGAAAAGAUACUUCGGGAAAAUAAUUCUUUCCGCUUCAACGCUGUUUUGGAUCACAUUGUAACGGAAAGUGUGAGCCACACCGAAGUGUUCCUAAACUACGACAGUGCCGAGUACCACGCACUCCGCUGGGUGGCGUAUUCGGAUCCGGCCCGUCUCGACCCCAUGGAUCCCCUCAUUCUCCAACGGUACGCUCUGGCGGUCUUUUACUACGGUUCUUACCUGGCCUUCUCGGAGCAAUACGGAGAGCAAAAGCCUAUUCAAUUCGAAGGACAACAGUUUGAGGGUGUCCCUAAUCCCGGCUGGACGCGCAAGGAUUACUGGAUGACGGGCAAGGGAGUUUGCAAAUGGUACGGCGUGCUCUGUGAAGGCGAAAUGGUCAACGGAGUGGAAAUAGCGGACUUUGACAAGAAUGCGCCGAUUAUUGCACUCAACUUGACCGCGAACCAGCUGCACGGUACACUACCAAUGGAAUUCAAAGCUCUCGAUUCGUUGCUGGUUCUGGACUUUUCCCGCAACAGUAUCGGAGGAACCAUUCCUCUGCAACUCGGGCGUAGCAUGAUCGAACUCCAGUACUUGUUCUUGAACCGUAACGAAAUUACGGGGACGCUGCCUAGCGAAAUGGGUUUCAUGGAGAGUGUUCGCUCGAUCCGUCUGGGCAACAACCGCUUACAGGGAUCCAUCCCGUCUACUUUUAAUCGUAUGUACCAGUUACGAGAUCUAGGCUUGGACAAUAACUACAUUACUGCCGACAUUCCCGAUCUAGAAGGCUGUCAGCACUUGAUUGGCCUGUACCUCAACAACAAUCGCUUAAACGGCCGACUGGACACCUCAAUUGGCAAGCUGACGAACUUGUUCGAACUACGGGUAGACCAAAACUAUCUACAGGGCACGAUUCCUCCAGAAGUAUCGAAUAUGCGUCGAUUGGAACACUUCAGAGCCAACAACAAUCUCUUGACGGGUACUAUUCCGAACGAGAUAUUCCUCAAAACCUUACGCAUGAAGGAAGUCGAUUUGCAGCGUAACAAUUUUGAAGGGCCGUUGCCAGUCUCCCUCGGUGGUUUGUCACAUUUGCGCCUACUCAAGCUCAACAACAAUGCUUUUCAAGGUGGUAUUCCCCAAGCUUGGAAUCGCAUGCACGGUUUGCAAAUUCUGCAUCUCAUGAGGAACAAGCUGACGGGCACAAUCCCUACGGGCAUCGCAGGUUUGCGGGAGCUCCGGGAUCUGUCUGUGGCCAACAACCGCUUGGCCGGUACGAUUCCCCGCGAAAUUGCCGCGUGCGAAGUUCUUACGGAAGCCUAUUUCGACUACAAUCAGUUCACGGGGACGAUUCCGGCCGAAUUUGGCUUUUUGAAACACUUGGAGACGUUACGGGUAUCCGGCAACUUGUUUCAUGGUGACGUACCGGUCCAAGUGUGUGCGCUCACCCGCGAACACGUGUUGACCAAUUUCAUGGCGGAUUGCAAAAGCAAGGUGACCUGCGAGUGCUGUCACCGGUGUGCGUAA
Phaeodactylum tricornutum CCAP 1055/1 is the source of this 2151-nucleotide messenger RNA. RefSeq lists its product with no specific name. The coding region runs from base 1 to 2151 and encodes 716 amino acids. The record is from RefSeq and is a predicted model, not a curated record. Gene Ontology annotation, molecular function: protein binding. NCBI's taxonomy places the organism in Eukaryota, Bacillariophyta, Bacillariophyceae, Surirellales, Neidiaceae. The transcript has a single exon.